AUGGGCAAGAUGGACAAUACCUCCGUGGAGCUGAGUUCUCCCUCUGAGGUGAAGCAGGCAGCCCUGGAGGAGUCGGAGCCCAUCGCCCCCGCGGCCGUGAGCAUCAAGAAGAAGAAGGAGAUCCCAGACAGAGGCUCCUGGAAGGGGAGGUUCGACUUCUUGCUGUCCUGCGUGGGCUAUGCUAUCGGGCUGGGCAAUGUCUGGCGCUUCCCGUAUCUCUGCGGCAAGAAUGGAGGAGGAGCCUUCCUCAUCCCCUAUUUCCUGACGCUGGUGUUUGCUGGAAUUCCUCUCUUCCUGCUGGAAACCGCCCUGGGCCAGUAUACCUCUGUUGGUGGACUGGGAGUCUGGAAAUUAGCACCCAUGUUUAAAGGAGUGGGGCUGGCAGCCGUGGUUCUCUCCUUCUGGCUGAACAUCUACUACAUUGUCAUCAUCGCCUGGGCUCUCUACUACCUCUUCAACUCUUUCACCACGGCCCUGCCGUGGCAGAGCUGCGGGAACACCUGGAACACCGACCGCUGCUUCUCCAACUAUUCCCUGGACGAUACCACCAACCUCACCAGCGCCGUCACCGAGUUCUGGGAGAGGAACAUGCACCAGAUGUCCGGGGGCCUGGGGGAGCCCGGCGCCGUCCGCUGGCCCCUGGCUGGCACGCUGGCCCUGGCCUGGCUGCUGGUCUACUUCUCCAUCUGGAAGGGCGUGGAGUGGACAAGGCAGGGGCGGGGCGGGGGCCCCGGGGUGGUGUAUUUCUCGGCCACCUACCCCUACUUCAUGCUCUUCAUCCUCUUCUUCCGGGGAGUCACGCUGCCGGGAGCCAAGGAGGGGAUCCUCUUCUACCUCACGCCCGACUUCAGAAAGCUCUCCGACUCCGAGGUCUGGAUGGACGCAGCCACACAGAUCUUCUUCUCUUACGGCCUGGGGCUGGGGUCCCUGAUCGCACUGGGGAGCUACAACACUUUCCACAACAAUGUCUACAGAGACUCCAUUAUCGUCUGCUGUAUAAACUCCACCACAAGCGUAUUUGCCGGAUUUGUUAUUUUCUCUAUUGUUGGCUUCAUGUCGCACAUCACGAAGAAGUCGAUCUCAGAGCUGGCCUCCUCAGGCCCUGGACUGGCUUUCCUCGCCUACCCGCAGGUUGUCACACAGCUGCCCCUGUCCUCGCUCUGGUCGAUCCUCUUCUUCUCCAUGCUGAUGAUGUUGGGUCUGGAUAGUCAGUUCUGCACGGUGGAAGGGUUCAUUACAGCCCUGAUGGAUGAGUAUCCUCAUCUCCUGAGAGCCAGGAAGAAGGUCUUCAUCGCAGUAGUCUGUUUCAUCUCUUAUCUCAUUGGAUUCUCCAACAUCACCCAGGGUGGCAUUUAUGUCUUCAAGCUGUUUGAUUACUACUCAGCCAGCGGCAUGUGUCUUCUCUUUCUUGUCUUUUUUGAGACCAUCUCAAUUUCUUGGUGUUAUGGUGUGAACAGGUUUUACAGGAACAUCGAAGAAAUGAUUGGCUACAAACCUUGCAUCUGGUGGAAGAUCUGCUGGGCCUUCUUCACUCCUCUUGUCUGCCUGGGAGUCUUCUUCUUCAGUGUGGUGGAAAUGACCCCUCUGACACUGGGAAAAUAUGUCUAUCCCGCGUGGGGACAAGGCAUUGGUUGGCUUAUGGCUCUGUCCUCCAUGGUACUAAUUCCAGGAUACAUGCUGUACUGUUUCUUCACCUCAACGGGGACCCUCCAGCAGCGCUUGCAGCAGAUGACGCAGCCCAAGCCAGAGGCGCACGCUCAGAACAACGGCCUCCAGCCGAAGACGUCCUUGAAUGGGAGGGUCUCGGAUGCCGCCGUCUAG
This is a messenger RNA of Fulmarus glacialis (Northern fulmar), 1821 nucleotides long. Its product is annotated as sodium- and chloride-dependent GABA transporter 1-like. The transcript has 14 exons. Gene Ontology annotation, biological process: neurotransmitter transport; sodium ion transmembrane transport. Gene Ontology annotation, molecular function: gamma-aminobutyric acid:sodium:chloride symporter activity. NCBI's taxonomy places the organism in Eukaryota, Metazoa, Chordata, Aves, Procellariiformes, Procellariidae. Gene Ontology annotation, cellular component: plasma membrane. The coding region runs from base 1 to 1821 and encodes 606 amino acids. The record is from RefSeq and is a predicted model, not a curated record.